Molecule: messenger RNA, 927 nt
Organism: Racocetra persica
Lineage: Eukaryota; Fungi; Glomeromycota; Glomeromycetes; Diversisporales; Gigasporaceae
Source: the annotation of a GenBank genome assembly
AUGAUGCAGUCAGAUCAGCAGAAAAGCAUGGUAGACAAUGUCUCUCCAUUCAAUAUACUAAUAAUAAAGAUCCAUUAUUAUGGCAUUGCUUGAAUAAUCAUGAAUGGUAUGCUCCUCUCCAUCGCCUCAAAAAUCAUAAUAAAUGGUGUCCUACCUGUGGAUAUGAUAAAAGGAGAUUAGGUAUUUUGACAGCUAAAGAGUUGGCACUAAGUAAAAAUGGAAAAUGUAUUUCAGAUUCUUAUAUCAAUAAUCAGACACCAUUAAUAUGGGAAUGUACCGAAAAACUUAAUCUCGAAAUUGCUAAAGAAGUUGCGAUAUCAAAGCGUGGACAAUGUCUUUCAAUGGAGUAUAUAAAUAUAGAUAAACCACUUCUCUGGAUUUGUCAAUUUAAUCAUCAGUGGCACACGUCGCUUAAUAAAGUCAAAAAUAGUAAUAGUUGGUGUCCAUAUUGUGCAGGUACAAAACGUCUUACUCUUGAAGAAGCUAAACAAAUUGUGUAUAGCAGGAAUGGUGAGUGUCUUUCUGAGAUAUUUGUUAAUAUUCGUUCACCCUUAUUGUGGAAAUGUGCUAAAGGUCAUAAAUGGCAUUCAACACUUAAAAAUGUUAAAAAUAGUAACACCUGGUGCCCAUUUUGUCGCUUACAUAAACGUGAAAAAUUAUGUCGUGAAAUUGUAUCUAAAUACCUUGGGCCUCCGUCGGAAAAUCGCUGGCCAGGUUUCUUGAAAACAUCAAAAUACCCAACAGAUUUAGAACUCGAUAUUCCUUACUAUUAUUAUGGUUUUGCUAUUGAAGUACAAGGAGAACAACACGAAAAAUAUAAUGAAUUCUUCCAUAAAGGAGAUCCCAAUAAUUUUAUUAGACAACAAGAACGAGAUCAACUCAAAAAAGAAUUAUGCAAAGAAAAUUGGAUAGUUUUCGAGAAGUUUG